AUGUCGGAAACGGACAAGAUGUCGGCGACAGAGAUGGAGCGAAAACUGAAGAAAGAAGAGAAGGCUAGAGACAAAGAGAUGAAAAGGCUUAAGGCGCUGGAGAAAGCCAAGCUCGCACAAUUGCAGGCGUCUAAACCGAAAUCAAUGGAAGAGAAGAAGAAGAAGAAGAUCGGCAAGGAAGAAGACAAUCCAGCAGAUUUCAUCGACCCAGAAACUCCACUCGGCGAGAUGAAGAAGCUCUCUUCACAGAUGCCCAAGCAAUACAAUCCAUCCACUGUUGAAAAAUCAUGGUAUGAAUGGUGGGAGAAAUCUGAGUUUUUCAAAGCCGACGCGAAGAGCUCAAAACCAAACUUCGUGAUUCUCCUCCCUCCGCCUAACGUCACGGGAGUCUUACACAUCGGCCACGCGCUAACCUGCGCAGUCCAGGACACGCUGAUCCGCUGGAAGCGAAUGUCCGGCUACAACGCGCUCUGGCUUCCCGGGUUCGACCACGCCGGCAUCGCCACACAGGACGUCGUCGACAGAAACCUCCGCCGCGAAACGGGGAAAUCAAGGCACGACAUUGGCCGCGAGGAGUUCGUGAAGCAGGUCUGGGACUGGACGCACAAGUACAGCGGCACGAUCAAAACGCAGCUCCGGCGUUUGGGGUCGUCUCUCGACUGGUCUCGCGAAGUGUUCACACUGGACGAGCAGAGAUCAAAGGCCGUAACCGAAGCCUUCGUGAGGCUACACAAGGAAGGCGUGAUCUACAGAGGCGACCAGCUCGUGAAUUGGGACUGUUUCUCGAGAUCAGCGAGAUCUGAUGAAGAGAUUGAACACAUUGACAUCAAAGGAAGAACUUUAAAGAACGUUCCUGGGUAUGAGAAGCCUGUGGAGUUCGGUGUGAUGACGUCUUUCGCUUAUCCUCUCGACGACGGAUCUGGAGAGUUUGUUGUUGUUGCGACGACGAGAGUGGAGACAAUGCUCGGUGACACCGCGAUCGCUGUUCAUCCUGAUGAUGCGAGAUACAAGCAUCUCCAUGGGAGAUUCGCUGUGCAUCCGUUUAACGGAAGGAAGCUACCAAUCGUUUUGGAUGAGGAGCUUGUUGAUCCGGAGCUUGGCACUGGCUGUGUUAAGAUUACACCAGCGCAUGAGCCUAAGGAUUACGAGGUUGGGAAGCGGCACCAUCUCGAGGCUAUAAACAUAUUUAGUAAUGAUGGGAGGAUUAACGAGAACGGUGGGGUUGAGUUCGCAGGGAUGCAGAGGUAUCUGGCUCGUGAAGCUGUUGUGGAAGCUCUGCGUGAGAAGGGAUUGUUUAGAGGUGUGGAGGAGAAAGAGAUGAGGAUUGGGAUUUGUUCAAGAAGUGGUGAUGUUGUGGAACCUAUGUUGAAGCCUCAGUGGUAUGUGAAUUGCAGGGAGAUGGGGAAAGAGGCGCUUGAUGCUGGUUGUAACGGUAAGCUUGAGAUUAUACCGAAGAUGUACUCAGCUGAUUGGAGGAGAUGGUUGGAGAAUUUGCAUGACUGGUGCAUCUCCAGGCAGAUUUGGUGGGGUCAUAGGAUCCCGGCUUGGUACGUUACGCUUGAGGAAGAUAAGCUUAAGAAGUUUGGUGCUUACGUUGACCAUUGGGUUGUUGCUAGGAGCGAGGAGGAAGCUAGAGAAGAAGCUGAGGUUAGAUUUGCUGGGAAGAAGCUGCUUGAGCUCUCUCAAGAUCCUGAUGUGCUUGAUACGUGGUUCUCUUCAGGGCUGUUUCCUUUGUCUGUUUUUGGAUGGCCGGAUCAAACCGAGGAGCUUAAAGGUUUUUAUCCAUCUUCUGUUCUUGAGACUGGACUUGACAUUCUGUUCUUCUGGGUGGCUCGGAUGGUUAUGUUGACGAUGAAGCUGAGUGAUGGGGAGGUUCCUUUCAGCAAGGUUUAUCUGCAUCCGAUGGUACGUGAUGCACAUGGACGCAAGAUGUCGAAGUCUCUUGGGAAUGGGAUUGAUCCGCUUGAAGUGAUCAACGGUGUGACUCUCGCUGGUCUUCAGAGCAGGUUGGAGAAAGGUAACUUGGAUCCCAAGGAACUGGUUGUUGCCAAGGAAGGGCAAGUGAAGGAUUUUCCGAAUGGUAUCGCUGAGUGUGGCGCUGAUGCUCUUCGGUUUGCGCUGGUUUCGUACACUGCUCAGGGCUAUAACAUAAACAUGGAUGUCCAGCGAGUUGUUAGUUACCGCCAGUGGUGUAACAAACUUUGGAACGCGGUUAGGUUUGCAAUGAUGAAGCUUGGUGAUGAUUACACUCCUCCUGCUUCUGUGAAAGCGCUAAGCCCUGAAACCAUGCCUUUCAGCUGCCAGUGGAUUCUCUCUGUGUUGAACAAGGCGGUCUCAAAGACUGUGGAUUCGUUGAAUGCGUUUGAGUUGUCAGAUGCAGCCAACACUGUGUAUUCUUGGUGGCAGUACCAGUUUUGUGAUGUGUUCAUUGAAGCAAUCAAGCCUUGUUUCUCUGCUGACGACAACCUUGGAAGGACUGAUGCUCAAGACGUUCUCUGGAUUUGUCUUGAGACUGGCUUGAGAUUGCUUCAUCCGUUUAUGCCUUUCGUCACCGAGGAGCUGUGGCAGCGGUUGCCUUCGCCGAGAGACUGUGAACGGAAGGCUUCUAUCAUGAUCUGCGAUUAUCGUCUCCGGUAG
This is a messenger RNA of Microthlaspi erraticum, 2637 nucleotides long. Lineage: Eukaryota; Viridiplantae; Streptophyta; Magnoliopsida; Brassicales; Brassicaceae. The record is from the annotation of a GenBank genome assembly.